AUGACAGGUAUCGAACGACCUCUACAGCUGACACUUCAACGUCAACUUUAUUUUGUCGUCCAAUAUCCGACCAAUGUUAGUGAAGUGAUGGCGAUACACCAGCACAAUAAAGACGACGACAGAAUAGAGAAAGAGAGCCUACAGAAAAUCUUAUCGCCGCCGAACCAACCAACAAAGCCGCAUCAAGACCUACAAAAACAAGACAUG
Messenger RNA from Acaulospora morrowiae, 207 nucleotides. NCBI's taxonomy places the organism in Eukaryota, Fungi, Glomeromycota, Glomeromycetes, Diversisporales, Acaulosporaceae. The record is from the annotation of a GenBank genome assembly.